AUGGCGUCCACCUGGGCACGGGUCGCGCGCCGCACGGCCGGGGCGGCGGCGUUGUCGGGCGCCGCUGUCAUGGCGUGGCCGCUGCUCUCCCGCGAGGACCACGACGGCCUGGCCGUCAUCCCCGUCGCGGACGCCAAGUCCGCCGCCAACGUCGACUACUCCUCGGCGGUCCCCGACCGCGCCAAGCAGCUCGAGACGCUGAAGCACGCGACCAAGGACAAGCCGCUGGACGUCCUGGUGAUCGGCGGCGGAGCGACCGGCGUCGGGUGCACCCUGGACGCGGCCCUGCGUGGCCUGAAGACCGGCAUGGUGGAGCGCGAAGACUUCGCCGCAGGGACGUCCUCGCGGUCGACCAAGCUGAUUCACGGCGGCGUCAGGUACCUCGAGAAGGCCGUGUUCAACCUGGACUACGGGCAGCUGAAGCUGGUCUUCGAGGCCCUGCACGAGCGCAAGGGCAUGCUCGACAACGCGCCGCACCUCACGCGCUCCCUGCCCAUCAUGACGCCCUGCUACUCCUGGUGGGAGAUCCCCUUCUACUGGUGCGGCCUGCGCCUGUACGACCUCAUCGCGGGCACCCGCGCCCUCACCUGGUCCUCGUUCGUGUCCUCCAGGGAGUCGCUGCGGCGCUUCCCGACGCUGCGCGCGGAGCACUCGGACGGGCGGUCGCUCAAGGGGACGAUCAUGUACUACGACGGGCAGUUCGACGACUCGCGGCUGGCGACGACGGUGGCGUGCUCGGCGGCGCACGCGGGCGCGGCGGUGGCCAACCACACGGAGGUGGUGUCGCUGAUCAAGACGCCCGAGGGCAAGGUGCGCGGGGCGCGGUGCCGCGACAUGUUCACGGGCAAGGAGUUCGACGUGCACGCCAAGGUGGUGAUCAACGCGUGCGGGCCGUUCGUGGACGGCAUCCGCAAGAUGUCGAACGAGAAGCGGCAGCCCAUGAUCAUGCCCUCGGCGGGCGUGCACAUCACGCUGCCGGACUACUACGCGCCGGAGGGCGGCGUGAUGGGCAUGAUCGUGCCGAAGACCAAGGACGGGCGCGUGGUGUUCAUGCUCCCGUGGCUGGACCACACCAUCGCGGGCACCACCGACUCGAGCACGGACCUGACGAUGGAGCCGCGCGCGACCGAGGAGGAGGUGGACUUCAUCCUCGACGCGCUGAGCGACUUCCUCUCCAUCGAGGUCCGCAAGAGCGACGUGCUCUCCGCGUGGAGCGGCAUCCGCCCGCUGGCGGCCGACCCCACCGCCGCCGACACGCAGAGCAUCUCGCGCGACCACGUCAUCGCCGUCGAGGACGACGACAUGGUCACCGUCGCGGGCGGCAAGUGGACCACCUACCGCCGCAUGGCCGAGGAGGGCGUCGACCGCGCCAUCGAGGUCGCGGGCCUGCAGGCCGGGUCCUCGCGCACCGACGGCCUCAAGCUGCGCGGCGCCGCGAAGUGGACGCCCGGGAACCACGCGUACGUCGCGCAGCACUACAAGGUCCCGCACCGCCCGGGCUCGAUCGACACGCACGUCGCGCUGCACCUCAGCCACGCGUACGGCGACCGCGCCAUCAUGGUCACGCGCCUCGCCGAGGAGCUCAAGCUGGGCAAGCGGCUCGUGCGCGGGCACCCGAUGCUCGAGGCCGAGGUGGUGUACUGCUGCCGGCACGAGUACUGCGAGACGGCCAAGGACUUCAUCGCGCGCCGCACGCGCAUGGCCUUCCUCGACACGCAGGCCUGCAAGGCCGCCCUGCCGCGCAUCGUCGAGCUCAUGGCCGCGGAGAAGGGCUGGGGCCGCGGGCGGAAGCAGGAGGAGAUCGACGGCGCCAUGCAGUUCCUCAAGUCGUUCGAGACCCCCGGGACCGCCAAGGACGUGUAG
Molecule: messenger RNA, 1863 nt
Organism: Pedinophyceae sp. YPF-701
Lineage: Eukaryota; Viridiplantae; Chlorophyta; Pedinophyceae
Source: the annotation of a GenBank genome assembly